CGGGCGUGUGCCGUUUGAGGCGAUGGCGGGGGCGGGAGGACAAGGCCUGAUCGUGGCAACACCGGCCGAUCUCCGCUUGCCCUUGCCUCACGUCAUGCCUUUCCGCUGACCAGCCUCGACGCGCCCUCUGCCUCUUCCCUCUUCCUCCUCGUCCUCCCCCUCGCCGUCCCCCGUCUUUUGCGUCCUCUUCGUCGUCCACCGCGGCCUCGCCGUAUCACCCUAGCGACAGACCUGGCUUCUCCAUCUUCACUCGCCUGAAUAGGCAGGCGCCGCGCCCGUGCCUCUCGCUACCAUCGGCCCCACACGUCCGGCGCACGCGUCAAAGUCCCCGUCGCCCACCACCCUGCGUCCAGGGAGACAGUACGGCAGUUGACGAUACUGAUUAGUUGACGACCACUGUGAUGAACAAGCCAAGGCAGCUCACCAAGUCCCCGCCGCCGUCCCCGGCGCGCGAUGUCAAGCGUGCACCAGAGCCCUACCCUAUCCCGAGCAACAACCCCGCGAGCCAGUACACGCUUCUCGAGAAGCUGGGCACGGGUAGCUUCGGCACGGUGUACAAAGCGAUGCACAACGAGUCCAAGCAAAUCGUGGCUAUCAAGCAGAUCGACCUCGAGGACUCGGACGACGACAUCUCUGAGAUUCAGCAGGAGAUCGCAAGCCUCGCGCAGUUCGACUCGGAGUACGUCACGCGUUACUAUGGCUCGUUCGUCGUCGCAUACAAGCUGUGGAUCGUCAUGGAGUACCUUGCCGGUGGCUCCUGCCUCGACCUUCUCAAACCAGGCGUUUUCUCAGAGGCGCACAUUGCGGUCAUAUGCAAGGAGCUUCUGCAGGGACUGGACUACCUUCACUGCGAGGGGACGAUCCACCGAGACAUCAAGGCUGCGAACGUACUUCUCUCCGCAUCAGGAAAAGUCAAGCUCGCAGACUUUGGUGUGGCGGCUCAGUUGACAAAUACUCUGCGACAUACAUUCGUGGGCACGCCGUUCUGGAUGGCACCCGAGGUCAUUCGGCAAGCGGGCUACGACGCGAAGGCGGACAUAUGGAGCUUGGGCAUCACUGCCAUCGAAAUGGCAAAGGGCGAACCUCCAUUGGCGGAGUAUCACCCAAUGCGGGUAUUGUUCCUCAUCCCGAAAGCGAAACCACCGAUCCUGGAAGGCGCAUUCUCGGCUACCUUCAAGGACUUCGUCUCUCAGUGCCUGACGAAGGACCCGAACACCCGUCCGUCUGCCAAAGAGCUUCUGCAACACCGAUUCAUUCGGAGUGCCCGCAAAACGUCUUACCUCACUGAGCUCAUUGAGCGGUACCAAGACUACCGUGCUCGUGCACCAAGCAAGGCCCCGCAAAUGUACCAGGCAACAGUACGCAACAGCGGUGCAUGGGAUGGCACGCUCCGGAGCGACUGGAGCUUCGACACCGUCCGGACAAAUUCAGCUAUGGGCUCGAUUCGGAGUAUGGCGCGGGACCUCCUGCCGCCAGAGAUGAUCCCGGACGAAGACGAAUACGACGACGACCCCUCGAUAUACGACAACGAAGGUUCCAUCGACACGACAGCGGCGACUUCUGGCGGGAGCGCGCCGCUUGCGCUCGGGAUGAACGCGGGCGCGCAGCACUCGACGGUGAUCAUCCGGCCCCUGAGCCCGCCUGCGGACGAGAAGGCCGUGCCGUCGCUCAUGUCGGACAAUGCCAGCGACGAGACGGCGGGCAGUGCGGAGCCUGCGACGCCCCCGAUGAACGAGCCGCCGCCUGCUUAUACCGGCUCCGUGCGCACGACAAGAAGGGCGAGCUAUCAGGCAAGGAAUAACCUGAACGGAACUGUGAUUGGUGAGGCGGAUCUGGGCACGGGCGUAGACACGAUCCGGCCCGUGAAGAAGGUGGAUACGGUGCGCUCGUUGAGGAUGAGCGAGGAGUAUGUCGGGACGACGAGAAGCAGGGAGAGUAACUCCGCGCCGUCUUCUCCGACGAAUACGAAGUCACACAGGAGAACUGCGAGUGAAGCGGUGAAGGCGGGCAAGUCCCUCAUCGAUGAAGUGCUGCUCCCAGUAUUAGAGAGGGCCACGAGAGACGAUAUGGACGCCCGCGAGAUUGAGUCGAUCAGCAUGAUCUCCAGAGGGUUCGAGGAGUUGAAGGAGGUCAACCCCGAACUUGCCUAUAACAUUGUCCUCGACCUACUUUCCGGCAUCAAUGAGAAUUCUGCCAUGCGCCAACACGUCCAGACGGCGCGCGGUCUCUUCCCUCACAGACGCAUCAUUCGCAAGAGCGAGAUGACGGCGAAAGGCCUUGUCGUCACCGAGGAAGAAGAGAUCAACGGUCUCCCCUCGUCAUCUACACCCAUACCAAGCGACGGCGAGCCCGGCUCACCGACACGCAAGUCACCUAUUUCCGAACUGCUCUAUAUGCGCUGGCUCGAGGGUCUCCGGCUGAAGUGGCCGAGCAUCCUCUAGCCCGGGUGGGGUCCGCCUCCCCUACCCUCCCCACCCUGUUCCAUAUAUCGCGAACCUUACACGUUACAUGACCGCCCAUACCGGUACCUUCUCACCCACCUUCGGACUCGCUUUGGAAUCUGCCCCUCGCAUUCAUCCUCGUUUACGACACGCUCAUGAAUCUUAUGACUUGCAAUGCGUACCCGGU
Molecule: messenger RNA, 2628 nt
Organism: Rhodofomes roseus
Lineage: Eukaryota; Fungi; Basidiomycota; Agaricomycetes; Polyporales; Fomitopsidaceae
Product: Pkinase-domain-containing protein
Exons: 6
Coding region: 402-2441 (679 amino acids)
Biological process (GO): protein phosphorylation
Molecular function (GO): protein kinase activity; ATP binding
Source: RefSeq, a predicted model, not a curated record